AUGCUUUUAAUUGAUAAGCACUUUUUUGUUUCAUUGAUAUGUCUAUUUAUCUGCACAAACCAACCAUUGAUUGUUCAUGCACAGCAAUCGUAUGGAAGUGAAGCUGACCCAGACCUUCCAAGUAUAUUACCAGAUGUGCCAGAAAAGCGGAAAUGUAAUGGAACAGAUUUGGAUAUUCGAACUUAUGAUGGAACUUGUAAUAAUCUCGAACAUUCAAAUUGGGGAACUCUAAAUAGAGUUUAUGAUCGAGGAUAUUUUUCUGCGAUUUACAAAGAUAAUUAUACUGGUGAACCUGCAAUAAAAAUAGAUGCUAGAAUGAUUUCAAAUAUGUUAUCUGAUAGUGGUCAGGAGCCAGUAUUCUCCGGAAGUCCUUUAACUGACGAUAUUUUGUCCUCGACGCGAAAGUCAAUGUUCGAAGUUUUUUUUGGUCAAUUCGUUAAUCAUGAUCUUGAAGAUGCUGCUCUUCAAACCAUUCCAAGAAUUGUGAUAGGUGACGUUGUUAAUGAUAAAAUCUUUAGUAAUGCAUCAAGAAGUUUAUUCAACCCUUCUCAAACACCAUAUAUGAUAUCAUCACUCUCAUGGGGUCGUAUAAUAAAUUCCACUUUGUACCCUGUCAAUUUUGCUAAUUCAUACCUUGACCUGACAACAAUAUAUGGAAAAAAUAAUAUUACUGCACUAAAGCUUCGAACUCUUAAAGAUGGCAAAUUAGUUACUGAAAAUUUUACAGGAAAUGGUGGUGCUUAUAACACUGCACUAGGUGACUUAACUAUAAAAAAUGUUGCACCAAGCUCCGGUAGAGUAGAUCUUUAUCCUAAUCUUACACCUCCAGAAAUUAACGCUGAUGAUGCACUUGUUAGUGGUGACUUGCGUUGUUCAGAGAACAUUCAAUUAUGUAUUAUUCAUACAAUUUGGAUUCGUGAACAUAAUUAUUGGGCAGAAAAAAGAGCAAAAGAAAAACCUGAUUUAAAAGAUGAAGAAAUUUUUCAAUAUGCCAGAAAAAUAACAAUUGGAGAAUAUCAACAUAUAGUCUUUGAAGAAUAUUUACCUGCUGUGCUUGGUUUUAAAAUGCCAUCGUAUUCAGGUUAUAACAAAACACAAUAUGCUGAUACUUCAAUUCAUUUUGCUGGUGCUGCAUUCAGAUAUGGACACUCAAAUGUUCGACCAUAUGAUCUUAUUGACGGAUGUACUGGUGAACCCUUUGAUCCUCAUCCUAAUUUUAAAUUCCCUGAUUCUAAUUUACAUCGGCUUUAUUUUAUGGGGAAAUCUGUCAGGGUUCCAACACCAUAUCUAGGUUUAAAUUUUACUGAUGGAUUACUUGAUUAUACUCCUGUUAGAAUGUUAUCUUUAGCUUCAGGAUCAAGUGGAAAUGGUGUCGAUAAUAUAAUCGUUAGCAUGUUGAGAGGAACAGCUGCGGAAUUUGAUUUAAUAUUUUCAAGUACACUGCGAAACAUGCCUGGCGUAAAUGACAUGGCAGCUUUAGAUAUUUUUAGAGGUCGUUUACUCGGUCUUCCUGAUUAUGACACAUUCCGCGUUGUAUAUCAUCCUGCGGGAAGCGUUUACAAUAAUCAAAGUUGUAAUAGAUCAAGCGAGCAAGAUUCUGUAGACUGCUUUAAUGUAAUUACUAACAACAUAACAAUAGCAAAAAAAUUACAACAGAUCUAUGGUAAAGUCAAUAAAAUAGAUGCAAUAAUUGGAAUGUUUGCCGAGAGUAAAGGUAAAACUACUCCUUUACCACCAACAAUUACCGCAAUUAUAAAAGAAGAAUUUCUUCGAAAAAGAAGUGCUGAUAGAUUUUGGUAUGAAGGAUCAAAAUAUACAAGUGAUGAAAUUGAACUAAUUAAAAACGCUACUAUGAGAGAUAUUAUUAUGAGAAAUACUGAGAUUCAAAAUAUACAAACUAAUCCAUUUAAAUCACCAGGUUCUAAAGAUAUUUUAGGUAAAUUAUAA
Dentiscutata erythropus is the source of this 1947-nucleotide messenger RNA. The record is from the annotation of a GenBank genome assembly. NCBI's taxonomy places the organism in Eukaryota, Fungi, Glomeromycota, Glomeromycetes, Diversisporales, Gigasporaceae.